AUGAACCAGUCUCCCAUGCUCUCCUGUCCGCUCAAGCAGACCAACGAGAUCGACUGGGUCCAGCCGCUCAAGGAUUAUAUCCGCACCGCCUACGGUGACGACCCAGACCGAUACCAGGAAGAAUGUGCCACGCUGAACAGAUUGCGCCAGGAUAUGCGAGGCGCCGGCAAGGAUAGCGCAUCGGGGAGGGACUUGUUAUAUCGAUACUAUGGACAGUUGGAGUUGCUGGAUCUGCGGUUUCCUGUGGAUGAGAAUCAUAUCAAAAUAUCCUUUACCUGGUACGAUGCCUUUACGCAGAAACCGACUUCGCAAUACUCGCUGGCAUUCGAGAAAGCGUCGAUCCUGUUCAAUAUCUCCGCCGUCCUGUCCUGCCACGCCGCGAACCAGAAUCGAGCCGACGAUACUGGAUUAAAGACGGCAUUCCACUCGUUUCAAGCUUCGGCUGGCAUGUUUACAUAUAUCAAUGAGAACUUUCUUCACGCGCCUUCAACGGAUCUAAGUCGACCCACAGUUAAGGCUCUGAUCAAUGUUAUGCUAGCGCAGGCACAGGAGAUCUUCCUUGAGAAACAGACUGCUGACUCUAAAAAGUCUGGUCAGCUUGCCAAGCUCGCCAGUCAGGCCGCAUGGUUAUACACGCAGGCCGCCGAGACAGUGCAAGAAUACGUCGGAAAGGGAUUCUUUGAGAAAGUGUGGUCACUAGUGAUACAGGCAAAGGCAUCGCACAUGGCGUCAGUCGCGAGUUUUCAUCAGGCCAAUGCUGAUGUAGAGAGUGGAUCAUAUGGAAUCGCUAUUGCAAGGUUACAAUUAGCAGCGAAAUUGUCCGCGGCAGCAGUAACGUGGGCCAAGUCGUUCCCUUCGUCUGUGCCUGCGAAUUCCAACUUGGUUUCGGAAGACGGAGCUAGUUUGAUGGAAGAGAUUAAAAGACAUCAAGCGAUUGUCGAGGAGCAGGUUACGACGCUGAUCCGAGAUAAUGAUUUCAUCUAUCAUCAAGGGGUGCCUAAUGAAGCAGGUCUGUCGGCUAUUGCGAAAUUGGCCGUGGCCAAGGCUAUACCUGUUAGCGAGCUGUAUCAAGGACAAGAUAUUCAGCGAAUCAUUGGUCCGGAUAUUUUCCAAAAGCUGGUGCCGAUGUCUGUGACCGAGUCUGCCAGUUUAUAUGAUGAGGAGAAGGCCAAAUUGAUUCGAGCAGAAACAGAAAGGGUCGAGACGGCCAAUGGAGAAAUGGCAGCCGGUUUGGACUAUUUGAAACUACCAGGCAGCUUGAAUAUUUUGAAGGGGGGUAUAGACCAGGAAGUGACGGUGGACGAGGAAUUCCGCAGGUGGUGCGAAGAAAUGGCAGAUCAUACUGGAUUUCACAAAACGCUGGACGAGUUACAAGACAGCAAAGCCAGUAUCGUUGAUUUACUGGGUCAAUGCACGCGACAGCUAGACAUGGAGGAAAGCGUAUGCGAGAAGAUGCGGUCAAAGUACGGAGCGGACUGGACGCAGCAGCCGAGUUCACGUCUUACGGCAACCCUUCGUGGUGAGAUUAGAAGUUUACGAGACACGAUUAAUGAGGCCGGCGCAAGUGAUACCCAAUUGAAUGCGACUCUGAAACAAUACGAAGCAGAUUUUGAUGAAAUGCGGUCAGCGGGGGAAACGGACGAGGCUGAUGUGUUGUACCAGCGCGCGAUGAUCAAAGCAGGCGCAAAACAGAAAAUGUCUCGGAAUGGACAGGCGAGUCCGUACUCACCUGGGAAUGAGGGGUCAUUGCUUGAUGAAGUGGAUGAUGAGGCUAGUUUAUCGGUUGCGGAGCAAAUUGCGAGGGUGGAGGAGUUGCUGAAAAAGUUGAAUCUGGUUAAACGUGAGCGAGCGCAGGUUCUAAAGGAUUUGAAGGAGAAGGUCCACGAAGACGAUAUAUCGAACGUGCUCAUUCUCAAUAAAAAGUCUCUAGGAAAUGGUCAAGAGCAGCAGUUGUUCCAGGCAGAGUUGGAAAAGUUCAGACCAUACCAGAACCGCAUCAUCAAGUCGAACCAUACCCAAGGCUCGUUGAUGAAGGAGCUUACAAGAACAUAUGGGGAUCUUUUGCAGGAUAAACGAGUUCGAUCUGAGCAGUCGAAAUACGAAACUAUAACACGACAGCGGAACACAGUAAUGGCGCGGUACAAGAAAAUCUAUAAUGCUUUCCGAGAUCUGGUCUCUGGGGUAUCGCAGGCAACCAAGUUCUACAAUGAAAUGCAAGAAACGGUGGACAACCUACGCAAAAACGUCGAUACAUUCGUCAACAACCGUCGAUCAGAAGGAGCGCAAUUACUCAGCCAAAUCGAGCAGGAUAAGAACAACAGUGCUUCUGGACAGGAAGACCGCGAACGAGAGAAAUUGAGGCAGCUAAUGGAACGGCUAUCGACUGAACCAGCAGCUGCUCCAAGGAACACAUCACCAACGAAACAGUCCCGACCCCAACCGCCAGUCAAGGUCGCAAGCAGCAGUACCACAUCGCCAUCACCACACUAUCACCACGCAACGCCCGUGGCACCUCCACCAUCCCAAUCACCUGCUCCAAAUCCAUACGGACAAUAUGCUCCCAACCCAAUGGCAGGAUACUACGGCGCAACCCCGAUAUCGGCUUUCCAACAGGGCGCCGCCACACCCCUUUCAGGCGGAUAUAACCCCAUGGCAUAUCCGUACCAAACCCCCGUCUCACCUCCUCAAAACCAAGCCGGUCUAUAUUACCAUCAACUCCCUCACCCUGGAACAUCAACAACGCCCGUUCCUGUGCCCUCAUACCCCGGGUACCCAACAAGCGGCACMCCCGCCCCUCCACCUUCACAUACACCGCAAUUCAUUCCACCAGGCUACAUACCCCCUCCACCGCCUCCACGACCAGCAGAAACCCAAUACCCUCCUUCAACUGGCGGUGCAUACCCUUCUGGUCCGGGCGGGUAUGCGCAGAAUCGACCUCCCUACGGAGCGGUUCAACCACAUCAGCAUCAACCCAAGGGGAGUCAGGGAUUGGGAAGUCAAACAUCACCUAAUAACGAUCCGUGGGCAGGGCUGAAUUCAUGGAAAUAG
Molecule: messenger RNA, 3048 nt
Organism: Talaromyces amestolkiae
Lineage: Eukaryota; Fungi; Ascomycota; Eurotiomycetes; Eurotiales; Trichocomaceae
Exons: 2
Coding region: 1-3048 (1015 amino acids)
Biological process (GO): protein transport to vacuole involved in ubiquitin-dependent protein catabolic process via the multivesicular body sorting pathway
Cellular component (GO): endosome
Molecular function (GO): protein binding
Source: RefSeq, a predicted model, not a curated record